This is a messenger RNA of Rhipicephalus sanguineus (brown dog tick), 750 nucleotides long. Its product is annotated as esterase OVCA2. Gene Ontology annotation, cellular component: nucleus; cytoplasm. The coding region runs from base 54 to 728 and encodes 224 amino acids. Gene Ontology annotation, biological process: response to retinoic acid. The transcript has 8 exons. Lineage: Eukaryota; Metazoa; Arthropoda; Arachnida; Ixodida; Ixodidae. The record is from RefSeq and is a predicted model, not a curated record.
GCAACGAUCACAGCGCCCCUCGACGCCGAGGAUUUGUUGUCAUAGCAACCAUCAUGGCGGACGUCGCGAAGCUGCGGGUUCUUUGCCUACAUGGUUAUAGGCAGGAUGCCGCUGCAUUCAAGUCCAAGUUGGGAGGCUUUCGUAAAUCGACAAAGUCCUUGCUAGACCUGGUGUUUAUUGACGCUCCACACCCCAUAGAGAAUGGUGUCUACGGCGAAGUGGACAAUGAAGGUGGUGGCCGUGCCUGGUGGUUUUCAAGCGAAAAGACGUUCAGUUCAAAGGAGUACACAGACACGUGCCGUGGCUUCGAGGAAUCUGUCAAAGCCAUUGAGGAGGCAUUCAAGGAGCAGGGUCCCUUUGAUGGAAUCCUGGGCUUUAGCCAAGGGGCCGCAAUGACAGCCAUGAUUCUCUCUCUACAGAGCCUCAAAAGGAUAGAGUGCAGCUUCAAGUUUGGUGUCUUAGUGGCUGGUUUUCGGAGCCGCUCCAGUGCGCAUGACUACCUCUUCGCACAAGAGGGCGCGAUAGAUGUCCCCACACUGCAUGUUGUGGGCGAAACUGACAACAUUAUACCCAAAGCACAAGCAACAGAAAUCCUUCCAUUCUUCGUGUCCCCAAGUGUCCUCUACCAUCCAGGUGGCCAUUUCCUACCAACAAGUAGCGAAUGCAAGGCGGAAUACAACGCCUUCUUGAAGAAAAUGGCCUCUGCACAUAACGGUGUUACACUAUAAACUGCUAGUCUUGCUAAUUUCU